This is a messenger RNA of Drosophila persimilis, 5081 nucleotides long. It is a transcript of the gene mus201, whose product is annotated as DNA repair protein complementing XP-G cells. Gene Ontology annotation, molecular function: DNA endonuclease activity; single-stranded DNA binding. Gene Ontology annotation, cellular component: nucleus. The transcript has 3 exons. Bases 67 to 3849 code for a protein of 1260 amino acids. NCBI's taxonomy places the organism in Eukaryota, Metazoa, Arthropoda, Insecta, Diptera, Drosophilidae. Gene Ontology annotation, biological process: nucleotide-excision repair. The record is from RefSeq and is a predicted model, not a curated record.
GUUUACAACACUAUUUAUUUUGUUUUGCAUGUUUUAUAUUAUUGGAGUUGUAUAUUUGCAUGAAGCAUGGGAGUCACGGGCUUGUGGAAGCUAAUCGAGCCCUGCGGCAAGCCCGUGCCGGUUGAGACUUUAGAAGGGAAAAUACUGGCCGUGGGUGAGUCUUCGAUUUCACGGCUUUGUGAAAUUAUAUCUAAUUUCAAUUGUAACCACGCUCUUGCAGACAUAUCCAUAUGGCUGCAUCAGGUUGUGAAGGGUUUCCAGGAUAACAAGGGCUCCGCUCUGAACAAUGCCCAUCUUUUGGGUUUGUUUCAUCGCCUGUGCAAGCUGCUCUACUACCGGGUGAGGCCAGUCUUCAUAUUCGAUGGAUGUACGCCUCAACUGAAAAGGGACACGAUUGCGCGUCGUCAGCAGCAGCGCAAUAAACUUAGCAACGAAGCAGACCGCAUACAGGCUCUUCUCUUGCAGUCCCUGGCCAGGGAGAAGGUUGUGCAACAGGCGCUGGGCAAGAAUGCUGAGCUUUUGUUGAAAUCACCGGUGAAACGACCGCCGCCCAGCAAGUCCAAAAACGAUGAGGAUGAUCUAUUUAAGCUGCCAGAAUUGCCGGCUUUGGCCGCUGGGCAGGAUAACCCAGAUGAAAGCGACCAGGAUUUGGACUACACCAGUGCCAGUGCCACUUCGGAUAGCUCAUUUGAUGAGUCCACCGCUCGACAUGCGUACAAUUCGAGUCUGCAGGCCAUCGAUGUCAAGAGUCAGAACUUUAAGAACCUUCCCGCCGACGUUCGUCACGAGAUACUCACCGACAUUAAGGAGACGCGCAAACAGUCUUCGUGGGGGCGCCUGCAUGAGUUACCCGCCCGCAGCGAUGACUUCUGCUCCUUCCAGAUGAAGCGUCUGCUGAAGCGACGCGCCGUCCAGGAGAGCCUGGAGCAGGCGGAACAGGAAAUGGGCGGACACACGCUUACCUAUUCCGAGCUGUGUGACUUUUUCAGCGAGGAGGGUAUUGUAACGCCCACGGCCAUAGAGCAGAGCACGCGGCAAAUCAGCUCGGAUGAGCAUACGCGAUUCCUGCUGGUCAGGGAUCUCAAGAAGAAGGCAUUGGAGAGCACCAAAACCGAGAUGAAAAUGGAGACAAUUGAGGAGCUGCCAGAGACAAAGCCGCCAGUUGAUGAGGAGAAGCCAUCUACAUCCAGCAAGGCGGAGACUGUUGAAAUGGGCACUGAAUACGAUGCGGACUUGGCGCAGGCCUUGGCCCUCUCACUGGAAGAGAGCACCACAAAAGUGUAUGACGAGAAGGACUACGACUAUGACUCGGAUCAGGAGUUGCGGCUCAAUCGCGCUCAAAGCAAACAGUUGCGACACGCAGCCAAGGGUCCGGCCAGGGCAUACAUGAUUGAAUAUGGCGGCAUGAACGAUGAGGAGGUGGGCAACAUAAUGGAGUCCACUCAAUUGAAUGAUACGCAAAGCCUCGAACACUUACUAGGCACAACUGUAGUCCCCGUCGAUAUAGCAAACGAUUCAGUGGAGGAGGCCAAGCAACUCUCAAAGGCCAUUGAAGAGAGCAAGAAGAGUCUCCUAGAGGAUAAGGUACAGAUAAUAGACACGGAUACGGACUCUGAUUUGGAGGAAGUUGUGGAAACCAAGGCAUCGGCUGGUCUAGAAAUUCGUUUGGACAUCACUAAUAAUCUAAAACCCACCAACGAUCUAUUUGCGGAUAUAUUCGAAGAGGACUCUGGCAAGGAAAAAGCGGCAGAUGAAAGCGAUGAUGAUGAAGAUUUCAUAGAAGUACCAGAGAGUGAGGAAUUGAAGAUCAUUGAAGAUUCACAGGAGAAACCAAUCACAGAUGAAACUAGUCCAGGAACUGAAAUAAUCGAAGUAAAAGAAAGCCAAGAAGAAAUGCCUUCUGAACAGGAGGAGAACAAAGAAACAGCAGACACAAGCCAGGAUAAAAUAAAACCUGACUUGGACUCUAUAUUGAACGAUUUGAAAAAGGAAACCGAGGCAGUCAAAGAAAUCAAACUAGCAGUGGACGAGCCCGAAGCUGAAACCAAACCCAAGCCUGUUCUAAGCUCCAUUCUCGAUGACCUGCAGAAAGAAAUGUCUGCCGUGAAGAACAUCAAGCUGGAGCAGGUAAAGCUGAACAAUAGCACUAUCAUUGAAGUAUCCUCCGACGACGAAGCAGUCUCCAAAGUCAAAGGCAAUGCCAACACCGAAGAAGUGAUUGAGUUAUGCGACAGCGAUGACAAUCAGAAGCAACGAAUUUCCCCCAAUAAAACGCCGAGCAAAAACAAAUCCAUAAAGGAUUUCUUUGACACCAGUUAUGUGGUGAAAAGGACACCGGACAAGUCGCCAGUGGCCGAUAACGGUACACCGCCGGGUACACCAAAGGUACCGCAACCAUUCUACAGGAAGCGAACACCCAAAUCUGAUCGAAAACGAGCUGCUGGUGGGUCGGACGACAGUGAUGAGGGAGUUUCGCCCACGAAAAGGUCCAGCAAGGCUUCAAAGUCUCUUUUUGAGGGAAACGAUCCAGAGACGGAGCCACCGAGGACUGUGGAUCCUGAGGAACUCAUCAGAGAUGCAGCAGAGACCCUUAAGUCCCAGAAGACCUCCGAGGAGCUGCAGUCGAUGGCUGAUAAUUUGGCCCAGGAACGCAAGGACUUGGAAAUCGAACGCAAUCGACAGGACCGCAUGGGCAUGUCCAUAAGCCAACGCAUGAGCACAGAUUGCCAGGAGCUACUACGCCUCUUUGGGAUACCAUACAUUGUAGCCCCCAUGGAGGCCGAGGCGCAGUGUGCCUUCCUGAAUGCCACCGAACUAACGCACGGCACCAUCACGGAUGACAGCGAUAUCUGGCUCUUUGGAGGCCGCACUGUCUACAAGAACUUCUUCGCCCAGAACAAGCAUGUUCUGGAGUUCCGGGCCGAGCAGAUCGAGCAGACAUUCAACUGCAAUCGGGGCAAGCUGAUACAGUUGGCGUGCCUGGUGGGUAGUGACUACACCACGGGCAUUCAUGGAAUUGGUGCAGUGACGGCCAUGGAAAUUCUCGCCUCCUUCUCGACCACACUGGAUGCCUCCAGCCCUGCCUCUAGUGGCAACCAAUCAGUUUUAGCCACUUUGGUUAGAUUCCGGGACUGGUGGCAGGCACACAAGAGCACCAGCCUUCCUCCAGGCAGUUCCGCCCGCCUGGCGCUUCGAAAGAAGCUGAAGAAUAUUGAACUGCACGAAGGCUUCCCAAACAUGGCCGUGGUGGAGGCGUAUCUGGAUCCCAAGGUGGACGACAAUCGCGAUGCCUUCAGCUGGGGUUCGCCGGAUGUGGAAUCGAUCAGAGAAUUUACACGAAAGUCUUUCGGUUGGACGACAUCGAAGACAGACGACAUCCUCCAGCCGGUGAUCAAGAAAAUCAACGAGAAAAAGAUUCAGGGUUCCAUUCGCAACUAUUUCACGGCCAAGAGUGCCUUGAGGGUCCAACAGCCUCAGGUCAGCAAACGCGUUCAAUCGGCCAUUGACAAGAUGUCGGGCAAGAUCGAUGCAGAGACGCCGGAGAAACCAAAAAAGGUCGUUCGUACCAGGCGGGCGAAGAAAGCUGCGACGGAGGCUGAGUCAGCGGAUGUGGAAUCCGAGGCCAAGCCCGUACGUCCCAAGCGUGGCAAACGAAAGGCUUCAACAACAGAAACACCUGAUGAACAGCCAUCCACAUCGCAGCCGACACCAAAGCCUGGCAAAUGUCCGAGGAUACCAGACACCACAGAAAUCAUACCACAAAGAGAAAGGGACUUGGAGCAGAUGCGUCUGAACAAGGCCAGGGCAGCGGAAGUGAUGAAAAAGGCAGCCCAAAGCACCAAAAAAUAAAUCUAAAAAGGGAAGUCAUAUGUCAUUGAAAUAAACAUCAUAUAAAGCUAGAUACACAGAGCAAGAAAUUUCACGUUUACUAUUAAAAAAAAAAAACAUUUAAUUCAAUUACAAUCAUGUAUAAGAAUACGAAGGAGGACCGCGUUAGAAAGCGCUUGAAGACCCCCAGUAGAGUCUAUCAAUCUAAGGUCCAAUUAGGACAUCAACAAGAAAAAGUUUCCCUAGAAGAGCCCAAUGUUAAGAUACUGCCAGAUAAACUAUCCAUAAUAAAGAACUCGGCAACUCGUUUGGAACCAAAACAGAGCCAUCUCCAAAAUGCAGCAGAAGCUACGCUCAAACAAGGGGAAGGUCCCACAGAGAAACUUGAACUUAAGAUACAGCCAGAUGAGCUACCCGUAAUCAAGAGAUCAGAAACUCAUUUGAAACCGAGGCAGGGAGCUCCCCUAGAAAAACCCAAUCUUAAGAUACUGCCAGAUAAAUUAUGCGAAAUCAAGAGAUCAGAAUCUCAUUUGGAAACGAAGGACAGCCAUCCCCAAAAUGUAAACGAGAUCAAGUGCAUAUUAGAAGAAGAAAAAGAAGGUAAAGAUGUGUCAUUUACAGAAUUCAUAGAAAAGCAGGGAUGGGGAUCGUUUUCCAUGGACUUUUUGAAGGAUUUGAAUGGACACAAAAGCCAACGCGUCCAUCAUUCGAGCAGACUCUCCCCAAGGACAAAUAUAGAUAAACUACACACUGCAAGGAUGGACUUUCAGUCCAUCGAUUGUUUCGAAUCGGUUGAAAGCAAUAACAGGGUCAUCUUUCCAUCCUCGUAUUGUGCUCAUUCCGAUGUUGACAACGAUUAUGUGGCAAAGCAACGUGCAAAGUGGACCGAUUUCUUUGCCCAACAAAAGAAGACGCCAAUGGAACUACGCUUGGAGGAGCGGAGAAGACAAAUACAGAAGAAGGAGUCAGUAAAGGGGGCUAACGAACAGCAGAGGGCGAAGCAAACCCGAAGUAAGAUUCAGCCUAGAAGAUCUCUUAGUGCUCUCUACAGAGAGCCUCGACAAACGCACCGCAUGCGAAAAGCUAUGGAAUCAAUUGCCGAGGAACUAGCCGGGAUGAACAUACAGCCCGAGGAGAGUGGAGAAUGCUCACAUGGAUAUAUUUGUUAAGGAGAAAGUAGCUGUAGUCAGUCCAAGUAUUAAUAUUAGUAUUGCAUGAACAAAAUGACAACAAAUAAAUCGUCUGAAGCUUAA